UAAUGGUUAGAGUUUGUCCUGCUAAACCAGCUACAGAUACUAGUUCGACAUUUUUGAAUAUCGACAGCAGGAAGAAGCAAAUAAUCGUGUAUGAUCCUUCGUCUUGCGGCUUAUCGACUCCAGCAGAAAGAAGAGUUGGAGUUUCUGCACCAAAGAUAUUUGCUUUCGAUGCCAUCUAUUCUCCAGACGAGACUCAGACAGAAGUUUGUUCCAGUUCUCUUACAGAAGUUAUUCAAGCAGUAGUUAAUGGAAACGAUGGCUGUCUCUUUGUAUACGGACACUCCAAGUUAGGUGAGUACAGAUUUUUUCAGAUAAAUAAUUAAAUAAUAUACAA
Centruroides sculpturatus (bark scorpion) is the source of this 334-nucleotide messenger RNA. Its product is annotated as kinesin-like protein KIF26B. NCBI's taxonomy places the organism in Eukaryota, Metazoa, Arthropoda, Arachnida, Scorpiones, Buthidae. The record is from RefSeq and is a predicted model, not a curated record. The transcript is spliced from 2 exons. Gene Ontology annotation, molecular function: ATP binding; microtubule motor activity; microtubule binding. The coding region runs from base 3 to 323 and encodes 106 amino acids. Gene Ontology annotation, biological process: microtubule-based movement.